ACAGUUGUGGUUGUAGUUGUAAACAAACAGUACACUAAGACACCAAUUACCUGUAUUCUUUGGUUGUAAAACAAAAAUAUACAGUAAUACAGUAAAAUAUUACUUCUUUAUGGGAUCUCCGAAGAAGUGUUUUUCAAAGAAAAAAUUAAUGAAAUGAAAUAAAAUUUGAGAGAUUAUAUUAAAAUAAAAUUCUUUUUGACUUGAUCAAUUGCUGCACAGUAGUCAUUUAUUGCUGGACUUAUGGUUACAGAUUUUUUUUCAAAUUAUUGAGACUUAUCUCUGUAAGUAUACCUACUUAUGAACCAGCCUCCAUUCAAGUAUUAAUUGCAAAACAGUCAUUAUAUAAAUAAAAUAAUGGAUAAGUAUGAAGUUAUCAGAACUUUGGGAGAAGGUUCAUUUGGAAGGGUUUAUAAGGCAAAACAGUUAUCAGAUGACACGUUUGUUGCACUGAAAGUAAUAAGUAAGAGAGGGAGAUCUGCCAAAGAAUUGAAGGGAUUCCGAAGAGAAUGUGAAAUUCAAAGGCAUCUGCAUCAUCCAAAUGUUAUCAGGAUGUUGGAUUCAUUUGAGACUGAAAAUGAGAUUGUAGUGAUUACUGAGUUUGCUCAAAAGACCCUAUCUACUGAGUUUGCAAAAACAGGUUUUCUGACUGAGGAUCGAGUUCAAAAAAUUGUUUGGGAUCUUGUGUCCGCUUUGUAUUAUUUACAUUCUAACAGAAUUUUACAUAGGGAUCUGAAACCCCCAAAUAUACUAUUAGACACUAACAAUCGGGCGAAACUUUGUGAUUUUGGAUUUGCAAGGAACAUGAGUACAGGGACACAUGUUUUAACUUCAAUUAAAGGAACUCCCCUGUAUAUGGCACCAGAACUAAUUGAUGAGAAACCUUAUGACUAUAAUGCAGACUUGUGGUCAUUAGGUUGUAUAAUGUAUGAACUCUUGAUGGGAUCACCGCCAUUCUGCACCAAGUCCUUAUUGCAGUUGAUACGUCUUAUUCGAUAUGAGGAAAUAAAGUGGCCUACUUUUUCUUCUGAAAACUGUAUGUCCUUCCUGAAGGGCCUAUUACAGAAGAAUCCUUUAAAAAGACUGACUUGGGAUGAAAUUUUAAGUCACCCAUUUGUUAAAGGCCACAUAAUAAUAUCUAAAAAUUCUACUGAUGCCCCCCUUACCAGACCCUUAUCUCCGAAUACUCUCCAGGCUAAAGAACAGCAAAUGAAGGAUAGCAUCAAAAACAAACACAUCAAAUUACCAUGUUCAAAAACCCCUACCCAAGAACAAUGUUCGGGAACUACUCAGAAUAAGUCUAGUAAUUCUAAGGCCAAUAAAACAUCUCAAAACUCUUCUACGGGAGAAAACAUCAAGAAGUCAAAUAGUCAGGACCUGAAAAAUAAUAAUUCUAAACAAAACUCAAUUUUUCCCUCAAAAGAAGAGUCAAGUCAAAAGUCUUCUACUACCUUUGAUCAUAAGGAAAACAGUAUCCCUCAAAGAACACCAGGACCUGAACGCAUUAUUCAAAAUCAUGGCCUAAAUCACGUUUCCCCCAAGAAAAAUAUUGAAGCCAAUGCAAAUGUGAGCCAGGAUUCCAACAAAAUUUCUGCCAAAAAUACAUUCAGUUUCAUCGAAGACAACCAACCUAUUGAAACCGAGGAAUGGAUACUAUUUUUACAACGCUCCCUACAAGAAGUUAUCGCUGGGGAAAUGGUAUCACUAACGCAGAUUGGUCAGACAAAUGUUUUGGUUUCACCAUUGAGAAAUCCUAAUGCUAAUUCGAAAGUCCUCAGUUUUGUGGCUAGAUUAUUAUCUAUUCCUUUUGUGGUGAAGGGUGUUUCAGAAGACACUUUGGUGCAAAUUAAAAAGGUAUAUCUGGAAGUGAAAUUGGUACCAAACUUGGUAUAUGCCACAAAAUUAUUAGUUCGAGAGCACUAUGAAAACCAAGAUAGUACAUCUUCUGAUUCAUCAUCCCCAAUUGACUCUCCACUUCCAAAAUCAGAAACAUACAGGCGAUUAUCUGAGUUAUGCGACGAAGACGUUCAAGCUCUAGAAUACAUAUUUCUACUCGUAUCACAUCUGGUUCAUACCAGUGAUGAUUUCUUGUUACAGUUUUGUGAUGCCAUUGUGGUUUUGUCCAUUUAUCCAUUGCUGGGGAUACUUUUGUCUUUAACAUGCAAGCGUAAAGUAAGAGUAGUUGCAGAUUUAUUAGCAAUCCUUUCACAGUUACUGCGAAAACUUCCGGAAAAUUGUGACAUUGUAGAAAAAAUACUGAUCUUCACUCAAUCUAAAGAUACAGAAAGGAACAAAAUACAUUUUGUAGAUUUGCUCAGACAUUCCAGCCAUUUAUUGAGAGAAAGGACCUGUUUAUUUAUUUUGUUGAUGAGCAAGAAUUUACCAGAAAAUUCUGUGAAGUUGUUCUGGGAUACCAACGUCAGGGAAACAUUGGAAGCCUUGGUAUAUGAUUCCAUUGAAACAGUUCGAAAUGCUGCAGAACUGACAGUACUGGAGAUUAAAUCCAAAUCUUUCUAUAGUGAAGGAAAAUGAGUGCUGUUUAUGUUUGGAGGUAUUCUUCAGUGUGGGCUGCUCAUCUUGAUUUGUAUAUUUGUACAUAAAGUUUGAUUGUGAAA
Messenger RNA from Leptinotarsa decemlineata (Colorado potato beetle), 2612 nucleotides. RefSeq names its product STKc_STK36 domain-containing protein fused (gene fu). Gene Ontology annotation, biological process: smoothened signaling pathway; protein phosphorylation. The record is from RefSeq and is a predicted model, not a curated record. Gene Ontology annotation, molecular function: ATP binding; protein kinase activity. Gene Ontology annotation, cellular component: cytoplasm. Lineage: Eukaryota; Metazoa; Arthropoda; Insecta; Coleoptera; Chrysomelidae.